CACCCGCCCUUCUUCCUUGUUCGUAGUGCAGGGCCACUCGCUGGGCUCUGUCAGUUUUCAAGCUGAGCAGCAGCUUGGAUAUUACCUACCCUCCCUCCACAGCAGCAGGAUUUUGCUCUGGCUCGGCUGAAGCUUCCCCACACAUAAGAGGGAAAGGGGUGGGGAAGCAAGACUGACCCGAGGACACCUCUCUCUUGCAGGACAUGGAGCAUGAAAUUAUAAAAGAACUCAAAACCCAACAAGCAGGCAGCAAGAUGAAUAGGCCAGCAGAGACCAACUCAGAGGUGGACAAGUCAGCUUCACCCUCAGUGGCUCAGCUAGCAGGGAAGUUCAAAGAACAAGCAGCCAAUAUCCCUGGAAAAGAGGUACCACCACAUAAGCCAGCUCGGAGGAAACCACCAUGCUCCCUUCCAUUGUAUUCCCACAAAACUGAGACAAGUGAUAAUGAUGAGCAAAAGCGGUCUCCAAAUGCUUGCCCUGUUCCCAAGGUCAAAGUGAAAAGCUCUCCUAUGAUUGAAAAGCUGCAGGCCAAUCUGGUUUUUGCUCCAGCUGCUCUGCUGCCGGGAGCAUCUCCCAAAAGCCCUGGUCUGAAAGCCCUGGUUUCUCCGUUCAGCACCCCUCCCUCAACGCCCAGCAGCCCAGGGGUUCAGUCCCAGCCUGGUGAAGUGCAGGAGACACCCGUCAGCUUUGAUCAACCACCAGAAGGCACUCAGCUGCAAUUCUACAACAAGGUGCGGACGAGGGGAUCAAUAAAGCGCAGGCCUCCCUCCAGGAGGUUCCGAAGAUCUCUGUCUGAGUAUGGAGAAGUGGAAGAUUUAGGGGUCAUCAUCUCCUCUCCAGAAAAUGGUGCCAAGGAAGAUGAAGAUGAGGUGUUUGGGCCCAAGGGCAAGACACAGGAGGUAGAAACAGAGAGCAAAGAGGAAAAGAAACAGAUGGGGUCUGAUGAGAAGUCCCCCUCAAGGGAAGGAUCCAGGAGAUCAGAAGAUGAAGAAAAAGGAGAAAAACAGGCAGAGGAAACGACUCCUUGCAAGAGUAACACAGGGGAUAGAAAGGAGAAGGAGGAGGUGUGUCAAGGGUCCUCAGGGGAGAGCUCUCCCCAGCUUCCCUCUGAAGACAAGGAGGAGAGGGUGUGUGAGGGUCCCCAGGGAGAAGAGCAGCAAGGAGGUGGCUGUGACCAGGAAAAGGAGGACAAGGAAAAGGAAGAAGCUGAAACUAAAGCUGAAGCCGAAGUGAAGGAGACCAGUGAGAGCACAGAUGCACAGAGAACAUCAGACACUGAAGAAACACCACUGGCACCCCAACCACUGCAGGACACAGUGGGUUUAGAGACUGACAGUGAGCCUUCAAUGUCAGCCAUGCAAGACCAGAACACAGCUUAACUGUGACACACAGGUAAGAUGGGUCAGCUCCUAAAAUAUUAGAGGGUUUUGCUUACUAAUGAAGAUGGCAACUGUGACAGAACACACCAACAUUUCUGCUGCUUCCCACACCUCAAGAGGGUCAAAUCUCAGGCCUGUGGAGGCUGCAAGGCAGAUAUUUAAAACAACCAGCCCUCCUGGGGUGUUACAGAGGGAGAGGAUGGAAAAACAAAGCUGAUUGGGGCUUCGGUAAAACAGAAGGACUCUGCUCAUUAGGAACCCUGUCCAAUUGCUCUUUUGAAAGCAAUUUGAAAAUAUUUACAGUACAAAGCACUUUUCCCCAGCAGUAACCAUGUAUAUACUAUAUCAAUAUGCCUCCUUGCAUAUACACAUUUAUAUACAUGUAUGCACAUGUUGUAUAUAUACAUGCAUACAAAUAUAUUCUCUCCAUUUGUGUUUAGCUUGUUAGCUUUGCCAGCAAAAAGUGUUUCCACACAUACCAGCUUCAUGAUCUGCCCUGGAAGCAUGCAAACACAGCCAUUUGCCACUUGAAAUAAAAGAGGAUUUCUACUGGCUAAAGCAGGGUUUGUUCCAUGUAGCUUCUUAUGUAUUCUUUAACCAAUGAUAACGUAGUUGCAGAUGCCCAAGCAAGAAUCUCAUUCCACCUCAACCACCUGUCUCCUCUUCUAAUGCCUCUUUGGCUUGGCAUGGUGCAACUGAAGGAAGCAGGCUGGUGCUCAGGCUGCAGCUUGCCUUUUUGUCCUAGCAUGGAAAUUACCCAAGUACCCCCAGGUCACAGGCUAGCCAGGAAUGUAUUUACUCAGACCCAUGAUUAUUUUUCAUCAUUUCCUUACUUUUCUCCUCCAAAAGGACAUACCAAAUCAGGGCACAGGAGACAACACCUGAAUAGGAGCCAUCUAACACAAUCAAGGUGGAAGCUACUAGAAAACCCUAAGUGGCAGAAGAGGAGCAGAAUAUGGAUAUCCCCUGAGGUCCAGACUCAUCCUGGAGCUGAGUGGCUGCUCCCUGGCUCUCUGCUUUGCACCAUCAUCUUUUGGAACAGUCAGAACAAGAGACUGGCUUGCAGUCACUUCAAAGUUUAAAAUUGGGGUGCUGGCUGAUGUUCCUAAGUAAUACUCAAGCACUGAGAGACCUGAUAGGUGCUGUACUGGAGCUGACAGCCACUACCACUCCUAGGCCCUCUUCUCCCUUGUCCAACUCCAAAAUGUCCUUCUCAUCUCCCCUGCACUGGUCUUAGACAAAGUCAAUCAAUUACACAUGUACAUGGAUGGUGAAUUUUUGAUAGCUUCUUUUGAAAUACUUUGUGUUUUCAAAUUUCAGUAAAGAAUGUUUUAACAGUAGGAAAAAAAAUGCUUCCUCCAUAUAUGCUGUAUUGCAGACAAUGUGAAACCUAAACAUGGGGAAAACUCUUAGGACAUUGUUCAUAAAGCACAAAAUCACUUUGAAGUGUGAGUUGAGCUGUGAAAUCAGCUGAUCUGUGAAACAGCUAGCCAUGGUGGGCUGUGUGCUUCAACUUUAUGGUGUUUUUGGUGCUGGUGGAAAGUAACAAACAUCAGAUUUGAUGUACAGAAAAGAUGUCCUGCAUAGGUCAAUAGGGCAGAUUUUCUUAUCUGGCUCUGUGUUCCAGUCUAGAUUUGGAUUUAGAAGUGCCACCUGUCCAUCAGUCUUUCAUCGCUUCCAGACCCUAUCCAGCCUUCUAAUUCCUUUUCAAAAUUAUUUUUUGUGUGGCCACCAAGUGGCACUCAUGAACAGUGGCUUACUGGAAACAGCUAAUUCAUUUUAUGUAUGUCAAAAAACAGGUCUCAGAUGGCUGAUUUUCCAGUCAUAUGGCCUGAGUGUAUAUGAAUUGGCUAAGGACAGACAGCUAGUCCCUCCUGAGUUUUUGGACUAGUUUUGCAUUGACUCUUGGGGUAAUAGUUAAGUCAUGGAUCUGGUAGCUGCAAAACAAAAAAUACUUUUCCAUCUGGAGAGUAUUUGUUAGCCAUAAAAAA
This is a messenger RNA of Calypte anna (Anna's hummingbird), 3370 nucleotides long. It is a transcript of the gene RCSD1, whose product is annotated as RCSD domain containing 1. Lineage: Eukaryota; Metazoa; Chordata; Aves; Apodiformes; Trochilidae. The transcript is spliced from 7 exons. Gene Ontology annotation, molecular function: retromer complex binding; phosphatidylinositol phosphate binding; actin filament binding. The record is from RefSeq and is a predicted model, not a curated record. Gene Ontology annotation, biological process: protein localization to endosome; retrograde transport, endosome to Golgi; skeletal muscle contraction. Gene Ontology annotation, cellular component: early endosome; WASH complex. The coding region runs from base 204 to 1379 and encodes 391 amino acids.